Molecule: messenger RNA, 3879 nt
Organism: Tigriopus californicus
Lineage: Eukaryota; Metazoa; Arthropoda; Copepoda; Harpacticoida; Harpacticidae
Product: claspin-like
Exons: 15
Coding region: 91-3054 (987 amino acids)
Biological process (GO): positive regulation of protein polymerization; microtubule bundle formation; microtubule polymerization
Cellular component (GO): microtubule
Molecular function (GO): tubulin binding
Source: RefSeq, a predicted model, not a curated record
CUUUAUUAGAUUAGUCAUACAUAAGAAAAGUGUUGGGUUGUAUGUGCCGUUCCAUCCAGAGUGCUUCGAAUCCUGCGGCUUUUCGGGAGAAUGGAGGUGUCCAUGUCUUCGAUGGAGAGAAUUGAACACCAUCGCCGGGAGGACGUAGAAGCCAUCAGAAACAAAUCGUUCGAAAUGAGCAGUGAAAAAGUCGAAGACCAUGAUUCGGACUAUAUUACCACGGCCUCGCCCCACUCCUCCAAGUCCACGACCCCCGACGGGAUCCAAGACGAAAGGGAGCAACAUCUGAGUGAAAACCGAGAGCAGGUCUUUGUGGCUCUCGAAUCCUUGGGAGUGGUCAACUUGAAAGUCAACAGCUUUGACCAUCGACUCAACUGCCAUGAGAACGAUUCAGACAACCACAAUGAUGAAAUCGCGGAAGACAUUGUUCAAACGGAACUGGGUGAGAUUCAGCAAGCCAUCGAUCUGGAUGUUGACGACAAAUCCUCGUCUGACUUGGAAAAUGCGGAAGUUCCUCCGGAGGAGCUGGAAUUAGAGCCUCUCAUGAGUCAGAGCUAUCCACAUGAAAGUCAUGCUCACCAAAGAAGACCCACUAUCAUUCGAGCUCACCGAACCUCUAGGCCAACUUCUAAAAUUUCCCAAGCUCCAGCUCCUGAAAAGGACCCUGUCCCAAAGUCCGAAAAUACGAACAAAUCUACUUCCAGGGCUCGUUUCCAUAAAGCAGCCAAUAGGGGCAAAAUAUUUCACAUUAGUAAAGCCAAGCCUAAGAGUUCCGAGAGCGGGGUAACCCAUGAAGACCAUGAUAAUCAGUCACAACCAGAAACAUAUGUCCAACCUGAGAGUGAAAAGAAGCAUGAUGAAGUGGAUGAGACCAAUUCAAGGAGUCCCAAUGAACUUGAUGUCCAGUCAUCUCCUGAGGAGAGUUCCCAUCCCAAUUCUGACGUUGAGGAGGAGCCUACGGAUGAAAGUGAGGAUUUACCGGUAGGUGAGCAAUUGGAGAGGAAGAUUCAGACCGUGAAAAGCCGCUUCCAAAAUCUUGUUACGCGAGGUCAAGAAUGGACAAAAAAUAUAACCAAACCGGAUGAGAUCCACGGCCAAUCUGAUGACGAAACAGAUGAGUCUGCUUUAAAGCCAAAUGUACAACAAUCGCCGACAGAUCAAGAGGCCAACAAAGAACUCGAUAAAGACGACUUAAAACAGGAAGAUACAGGUUCUGAUGAGGAGACAUUGGGACCUAUCGCAGCCACUGACCCUGUUCUUGAACCUGAAUCAAAUCCCUCGGGCAUCGGACAAUCUGACACUAAAACAUCGAGCGACGAUGAUAUUGCACACUUGAAGGCAGAGCUUGAAGAGACAAUACGCGGAAAAGAGAUCCUUCCAACCGAAGCAUUCAUCCCGGCGCCUGUGGAACACGACACCUCUCAUGUUGAGCUCUCUCAACCCAUGCAAGAUUCGAAAGAGUUUGUUCGGCCCAAACCAACGAAGCCAUCGCGUCUCGCCACGAAGCAUUCCUCAAAAGACAAAAAAGUAACAUCAAUCGUCAGGUUGAGCAAGCCCACCAGAAAGCCGAAGAAACAAAUGGAGCAGAAAUAUGAGUCAGACUUUGAUUCUGAUGAAGUGAAGCAGACAAAACCCGCCAAAGGAACGCCAACAAGAAAGAAAUUGACCAAGUCCAAAAAGAUGCAAAGAGCAGUGGAUGAAUCUAAGUUCUACGGCCAAUGGAUCUCUCCUCGAGUGAGUCGUCAAGAGGUGAGGACAUCGCUCGUUCUGGAUCAAGCGGCCAAGGAGGAGUUUCGACACAUCAUUUCAUCCGUUCUCGAUGAGCGAACGCCCACCGUGAACCAAGAUGACAUGGAUCGAGGAGCCACGAGUCGACUUGAUCGGACUGAACUUAUGAAUGGCGAUCUAACGGAACCAUCAGCAGCAACAGCGCCACUAAUGACAACCGAAUCCCCUUCCAAAGACCUCUUGGACGACCACAACAACGAGUAUCCUAAUGACUAUGAGGAGGAGGAGGAUGUUGACAAAGGGCCAUCGAAAUAUAGUCCAUCAAGUAACUCUGAGGAAUACAUGGCGAUCCUCAGACAUAUCAGGAAAGAGAGCGAACCUCAGCAUAAAUAUUCAUUAGCGGGCCAUGAUGAGAUCUUGAACGAGUAUCGCCGGAAAGUGUGCCUGAAUUUGAGAGAGAACCUGAAUGGCCUCAAGAUGAACCAAAAGAUGCCCCAUUUCUUCCGCGAUCGUACCACUGCAUUCUUCGGGAUUAUUCAUUCAGCCGUGUUUGGCAGCGAGGACCUUCAACCAGAAGAAGCCGAGCUCAUAUUGGGUAUUAAUAAGGAUACGAUCGACCAACUCGCCAAGUACGAACAAGAACGCAACGUAAUCGAGAAGCAAAUCGCAUCCACCGUUUCUUUAGAUGAUGAGGAUAGCAGUCAUGAUCAUACCAAAUCAGAGGUCCAUAUGUCACGGAAACGCAAUGAGAGUGUGAACCCUCAACCGUCCCGCAAGCCCAGGAAUCAGGGUGUUCCGAGAACGCCUUUGCCACGAGUGCGUCAGCUCAAGGAGCAAUUUCGAACUUUUGCCAAGUUUGGGGAUCGCCAUAACGACGGGACUCAUAUCACCCUCUCCCGUUGCGACAAAUGGUUGAGACAGUCGGGUGUGAUUGACGAGACCCUCCUAACCACCACGGACACGGCCAUUCUCUUUCGACGAAUGAGCAAGACCCACGUUUGGAUGACUUUCAGAGAGUUUCAGAAAUUUCUCAAGGCCUUGGCCAAAAGCAAGGCCCUGGACUUGAAGCUGAUCAUGAAUGCCUUGGUGGCUUGUGGAGCUCCUCAAUAUGGUAAAAUCACGGAUAUCGACACCUGCAUACUGCUACAACGCCUCACUGAUGUCUCCCUCUAUGGAGGAACGCAUAGAGCCAGGUUUGACUCAAAAGGGCGUGGCUUGGGCGCGGCAGGUCGACGAGAUCCACGGGACUUACAUUGGAUCAACAGUCCAAGUCCAGACGGAUUGCUGGCCAUCACCCCGAAGCCAAUCAUAAGACCUCACAUUUAGUGCUAGUUAUCACGCUAGAUGAUUGACCCUUAGGCUCAAAUGCACAUCCAGUAAAUCCCAAUUAAUAACGUAUGCAUAUCUUACAAUUCUCUGUCGCCAGUAAAACCAUGGGAUCCUUAAGCACGUUUGUUGAUUCAUUAGCUCCAGCAGACGUCCUAAAAAUUGUAUCUUCCUUGACCAAGUGAAGUGAAGGAACAUUCGAAUUGAGCACCCUGGUUGUGGGUUUUGUCGUUGCUUUUGAUAGGGAAAGAAUGGAGACCAUUCUAUAAUGGAGAAGGACAUCACGACCACCAAAAAACAGAAAAAAAGGUGAACUCGUAUAAAAAAAAGAUGUUUAGUGACUCGUGCGUUUUAAUUUGUAAGCGGGGCCGGAUUUUGAGAUCCCGUGUUUGCAAGUCGUUUCCACUGACCAGACGCUCGUUCUCAACCUUUUUAGGAUGCAGAAUAGCUCACAAAAUGUCCGUAUCUCUCUCCACUGGGUUCGGGUCAAUGGGAGAUUUAGUUGUAUAAUAAUGCCACUAAGUUUGUAACGCUUGUCAGCAUAAACAGGGUAGCAUUGUGAAAACAUGGCUUCAAGGUGAAAAGAAAUCACGAUAAUCUGGCAGCGAGGGCGCUUUUCUGAGGUUGAUAUUGUCCCGCCAUCUAACAGUCAAGCUCUGAGUUACAGAAAAUCCAAAGAGGCAAGUAAGACCACUAUUACUAGGACAAAAUGUUCAAAGAGGAUGGAAGGCAAAUGGAGACAUCCGAUUUACAUCAACAAACAUUUUGCAUGUGCUCAUGCUACUCUUGCUCUUAAUAUGAUUAUGUCCUUCUGUAAUGCACCUG